CAACUGGGCCGCCCCGCAACGGACGCCAGCAACGUCCUCUACAAUGUUAUCGUACACUGGACUCUCCUCUCCACCUUCCCAAGAAAGGGAGAACCGAAAACAGAACCUCCUCCUCGCACCAAGACGACGAAGAUGCUGCGCCUUCUCGCCUCGCUUCUUGCCAUCGCUGCCAUCGCUGCCACGGCUGACGCCGAGGUGAGUGGGGAAUGGCUCACUGCCCACGGUUGACGCACCCAACUUUUUUCCCAGAGGUCAGUGGGCAAAUACACCCUGGAAGUGGAGCACAGCGGCCAGUGCCUGCAAAUCAGCUCGUACGAUGCACACAGAGUGGGGAGAAAGGGGUGCAGUGCAUUGUGGCUGUGGAUGUAUCCUCCCUCGUGUGUGUGCAUUUUGUUAUGCAGUGAUGGAGACGAGAAGCCGGUGCGCCAGAACCCCCAAGCAUGUAGUGGGGACGACAAAGGGGCGGUCUGGGAGUUGGUCCAGAAGAGGAGUGGGAGAGGGUUUAGCUACAAGGUAUAGCGCAUAAUCCUCAUGUGUCCCACACUGAAUGCGUCUCUCUCUCUUUCUCUCCAUGCUUGUGUGUGGACAGCUGAAGGUCACACCUGGUCAGGUGACGACCUGCCUGGCCGUGCUCAAGGGCAGCACUCGCGACAAGGCGGCUGUCGUCCACGAGAAGGCAUGCAACGGUGCCAACUCUGACUGGAAACUCGAGAGGAAGGGCGACGGCUUUAUUCUCCGCGCCGUCCACAGCGGUGCGUGCACUGCGUUAUGUUGCCAUUUGAUGAUUCUACUUGUUGUCCGCUGUAGGCCAAUGCCUGCACGUCAAGGAUGCCAGUCAGAAGAACAACUUCGUGGUGCUCCAAGGGUCGGAGUGCGACGGCGACCACUUCAUCUGGAAGCUCAAAAGACAGAGACGUUGAGGGGAGGUGGGAGCCCCCUUGCCAUGGCGGAGUAGUACAGCCGCCGUGCUGACGCUUUGGUGCAGCUGUCUGUGUGGGGUCGUGCUGUGUAUGUAUGAUUGUCCUGACGUCUUGAGGGUGUGGGCACACCAACCAAUCAUGUUAGCUGACACAUAGGUGCUUUUCCCGUGCAGGGUCCGCAAUUGACGUGUUGUCUAUGUGUUCUGCGCGCCAACUGCGUGCGCUGGUGUAUUUGUGCAUGGACACCGACACAUUACAUGGGUAUACGGGACAAAUGAGAUGAAAGAAAUCCUUCGC
Molecule: messenger RNA, 1217 nt
Organism: Vitrella brassicaformis
Lineage: Eukaryota; Vitrellaceae
Source: the annotation of a GenBank genome assembly